Maylandia zebra (zebra mbuna) is the source of this 5681-nucleotide messenger RNA. It is a transcript of the gene nckap1, whose product is annotated as NCK-associated protein 1. The record is from RefSeq and is a predicted model, not a curated record. Gene Ontology annotation, biological process: cell morphogenesis; cell migration; cell projection assembly. Gene Ontology annotation, cellular component: SCAR complex. NCBI's taxonomy places the organism in Eukaryota, Metazoa, Chordata, Actinopteri, Cichliformes, Cichlidae.
CUCAUCCAGGGAACGAAAAAAAAAAAGAAAAACAGGCAGGGAGACGGUGGGGUGGAGUACAGGAAGCUGGUUGAACAUGGGCGAAAUUUAAUCUAAUAACGACAUAAAUCAUAGUUUCCAUUUCUUCCCUAUUUUUACGGAACAAGACUGCGGAGAUUUGUGGAAUUUUUACUGGAUUGCUUUGGAGAUUUAGGCGAACAGCGAGGAGAAGAUGUCUCGGGGAGUGAUCCAGCCCAGCCAGCAGAAACUGGCAGAAAAACUCACCAUCCUCAACGACAGAGGCAUCGGGAUGCUGACCCGUGUUUACAAUAUUAAAAAGCAAGGACAAGUUUGGAAGUUCCCCGGUGUGAGUCAGAGGGCAUGUGGCGAUCCCAAGGCUAAGCCCUCCUAUCUCGUCGAUAAGAACUUGGAGUCUGCGGUUAAAUUUAUUGUCAGGAAGUUUCCUGCAGUGGAGACGCGGAAUAACAACCAACAGCUGGCCCAGCUGCAGAAGGAGAAGUCAGAGAUUCUGAAGAACCUGGCUCUCUAUUAUUUUACCUUCGUCGAUGUCAUGGAAUUCAAGGAUCAUGUGUGUGAGCUGCUGAACACCAUCGAUGCCUGCCAGGUCUUCUUUGACAUUACGGUGAAUUUUGACCUGACUAAGAACUACCUGGAUCUGGUGGUAACAUACACUACUCUGAUGAUAAUACUUUCUCGCAUAGAGGAGAGGAAAGCCAUCAUAGGGCUUUACAACUAUGCCCAUGAGAUGACGCAUGGAGCCAGUGACCGGGAGUACCCCAGGUUGGGCCAAAUGAUUGUGGAUUAUGAGAACCCUUUGAAGAAGAUGAUGGAGGAGUUUGUUCCACAUGGAAAGUCCCUGUCAGAUGCGUUGGUCAGCCUUCAGAUGGUCUAUCCCAGGAGGAAUCUGUCAGCUGACCAGUGGAGGAACGCCCAGCUGCUUUCUCUCAUCUCUGCUCCCUCCACAAUGCUCAAUCCUGCUCAGUCUGACACUAUGCCCUGUGAAUACCUGUCACUGGACACAAUGGAAAAGUGGAUUGUUUUUGGUUUCAUCCUGUGUCAUGUGGCGCUGAAUAGCGACGCAGCAGCGCUGUCUUUGUGGAAGUUGGCUCUGCAGAGCUCCACCUGUCUCUGUCUGUUCAGGGAUGAAGUUUUCCACAUCCACAAGGCUGCUGAGGACCUUUUUGUGAACAUCAGAGGGUACAACAAACGCAUCAAUGACAUCAGGGAGUGCAAAGAACAGGCCCUGUCUCAUGCAGGCUCCAUGCACAGAGAGAGGCGCAAGUUCCUCAGAUCAGCUCUGAAAGAGCUGGCCACUGUUUUAGCUGACCAACCUGGACUGCUUGGUCCAAAGGCGCUGUUUGUGUUCAUGGCGCUGUCAUUCGCCCGUGAUGAGAUCAUCUGGCUGCUUCGACACGCAGACAACAUCCAGAAGAAAAGCACAGAUGAUUUCAUAGACAAACACAUAGCUGAGCUGAUCUUCUACAUGGAGGAGCUCAGAGCUCAUGUCAGGAAGUAUGGGCCUGUGAUGCAGCGAUACUACGUCCAGUACCUGUCUGGGUUUGAUGCUGUGGUGCUGAAUGAACUGGUUCAGAACCUGUCUGUGUGUCCAGAGGAUGAAUCUAUAAUCAUGUCUUCAUUUGUCAACACCAUGACUUCUCUCAGUGUUAAACAAGUGGAGGAUGGAGAAGUGUUUGACUUCAGAGGCAUGAGACUGGAUUGGUUCAGACUGCAGGCCUACACAAGUGUCUCUAAAGCCAGUCUCGGUUUAGCCGAUCACAAAGAGCUCGGUAAAAUGAUGAACACCAUCAUCUUCCACACAAAGAUGGUGGACUCUCUGGUGGAGAUGCUUGUGGAGACAUCAGACCUGUCUAUUUUCUGCUUCUACAGCCGUGCAUUUGAGAAGAUGUUUCAGCAGUGCUUGGAGCUUCCCUCCCAGAGCCGCCACUCAGUCUGUUUCCCUCUGCUUUGUACACACUUCAUGUCCUGUACACAUGAGCUCUGUCCCGAGGAGCGUCACCACAUAGGGGAUCGAAGCCUGUCGUUGUGCAACAUGUUUUUGGACGAAAUGGCCAAACAGGCCAGAAACCUGAUCACUGACAUCUGCACCGAGCAGUGUACACUUAGUGACCAGCUGCUUCCCAAGCACUGCGCAAAAACCAUCAGCCAAGCUGUGAACAAGAAGAGCAAGAAGGCGACGGGGAAGAAAGGCGAGCCGGAGAGGGAGAAACCAGGCGUGGAGAGCAUGAGGAAGAACAGACUGCUGGUCACCAAUCUGGAUAAACUCCACACCGCCUUAUCUGAACUCUGCUUCUCCAUCAACUACGUUCCCAACCUGAUUGUGUGGGAGCACACUUUCACACCGAGGGAGUACCUCACCUCGCACCUGGAGAUCCGAUUUACCAAGUCCAUAGUGGGGAUGACCAUGUACAACCAGGCUACUCAGGAGAUAGCCAAGCCCAGCGAGCUGCUGACGAGCGUCCGAGCAUACAUGACCGUGCUGCAGUCCAUAGAGAACUACGUCACCAUCGACAUCACACGAGUUUUCAACAACGUCCUCCUGCAGCAGACGCAGCACCUGGACAGCCACGGAGAGCCCACCAUCACCAGUUUAUACACAAACUGGUACUUGGAAACGUUGCUCCGCCAGGUCAGUAACGGACACAUCGCCUACUUCCCCGCCAUGAAGGCUUUCGUCAACCUGCCCACUGAGAACGAACUAACUUUCAAUGCUGAAGAAUACUCUGAUAUCUCGGAGAUGCGUUCCCUGUCAGAGCUCUUGGGCCCAUAUGGUAUGAAGUUUCUAAGUGAGAGCCUAAUGUGGCACAUCUCAUCUCAGGUUGCUGAGCUGAAGAAACUGGUGGUAGAAAACAUGGAGGUGUUGACCCAGAUGAGGACGAGCUUUGACAAACCAGACCACAUGGCUGCGCUCUUCAAGAAACUCACCUCUGUGGACAGUGUUUUGAAGAGAAUGACCAUCAUUGGGGUCAUUUUGUCCUUCCGCUCGCUUGCUCAGGAGGCUCUGAGAGACGUUUUGUCCUGUCACAUUCCUUUCCUGGUCAGCUCAGUGGAGGAUUUCAAGGACCACAUUCCCCGAGAGACGGACAUGAAGGUGGCCAUGAACGUUUACGAGCUGUCCUCAGCAGCAGGUUUACCCUGUGAGAUCGACCCAGCUCUGGUGGUGGCUCUGUCCUCUCAAAAGAGCGAGAACAUCAGCCCAGAGGAGGAGUAUAAGAUCGCCUGUCUGCUGAUGGUCUUUGUGGCAGUUUCGUUGCCAACACUUGCCAGCAACGUGAUGUCGCAGUACAGCCCAGCCAUCGAAGGCCACUGUAACAACAUCCACUGCCUGGCCAAAGCAAUCAACCAGAUCGCUGCUGCUCUCUUCACCAUCCACAAGGGAAGCAUAGAGGACCGCCUCAAAGAGUUCCUGGCUCUGGCCUCAUCCAGCCUGCUGAAGAUCGGUCAGGAAACGGACAAGAUGACGACACGUAACAGAGAAUCUGUCUACCUGCUGCUGGACAUGAUUGUGCAGGAGUCUCCCUUCCUCACCAUGGACCUGCUGGAGUCCUGUUUCCCUUACGUCCUGUUGCGAAACGCCUACCACGCCGUCUACAAACAGAGCAUCAGCGCUAAUGCAUAGACACACACAGACACUAACCACACAAAGGCAUACCUUAUAGUCUGCUAUUGAAUGGGGGUACAGACAAAACAAAUACACACUACCAGAGUACACUAAAUCCAAACUAAACACACUAAUCUAUGCCUACAAAGCCUCAGCGUGUUCGGACAAAAAAGCAACACUGUCGGCAUUUAACACUAAACGCGUAGCAUUGAAAACAAAUCCACUCAAAAUAUAAGAAGAGCGUAUGAAACACAAGUGCUCAAAUUAAAAAGAGGAGGGAAAAAACACAACAUAUGAACAGAAACACGAGCUGGAUGAAGUUGGGGGAUCAGUGUCUUUAUUUUAAUCGUACCGUUUCCAUGAUGUUGCCAGGGACCACGACCAUAGCAACACAAAAAAUACAUAAUGUUUGGUUGGUAUAAAGAACAAAAGUAUAAAUAUAUAGUAUAUAUAUAUAGUUGACACUAAAAUAUUUUUUUUCUCCUUUGUUUUUUUUUGUUUUUUUAAUUUUGCAAUGAAAGUUUUGAGAACUUUAGUGGCCAGCUGAUAACUACUAUGUGGUGAUGGAUUUUUGGAUGCUUACUUUGAGAAUGCAAAUGAUUCUGAUGUUUUUGUGGGGUUUAUUAUUAUUCUUAUUAUAUUUCUUUUAUGGAUGCGGGGUGAGGAUUCCUGUGUUGAUACUGAAAGACAUGUUGCUCAUUAAUCUGAGUUUACACACGCGUACAGAUACACAAUCCUGAGCAGAUCUACGGUUCCAAACACUAAUCUUCGACCAUUUCCUAGCAAACAAACACACACACACACACAUAUUCAGACGGACACACACUUGUAUAACAUGGUGAUGUUUUCUUUCUUUUUUUUCUAGCUAGUCGUAACAUGAACAUUUUGUGGGUAAAGAUAUAAUAUCUGUAUUCUACUUUGAUGUGAAGCUGUCUGUUUUUAAUGUUUAUGUUUUGUUAUUUUUAUGACGACGACAAUGACGAUUUGCCAAAUGUGUUGACACUAAAAAAAAGAAAAGUGUGUAUCAGGGCUUGGAAGGAUUGGAGUGUUGACAAGUGGUGAGAAAUGCCGUUUUUUUUUGGGCGUUUUCAGUGUUUGACGCCAGCUCUGCGGCAGCUCUGUUAAACUCUUACAGUGGGAUCAAGCAAAAGAAAACACUUGCAAGUAUUCCCCUCAGCUCCCCUGACUGACGCUGCAGUAGGUGCUACAUGUUGUCUGCGGUAGAGUAAAACUACAAAAUAACCCCUAAUCAGAACGAGUCCACUUGUGGCUCCUGGAAAGGAGCUUCGUUGUUCUUUUGAAGCCCUACUGAAGCAGCUGGGGGAAGCACGCCUUACUCAAAGGCACCUUAGCAGCAGCUGAUGAUAGCUGACCAUCUAUAGUCCAGUUAUAUAACUGUUUAACUUUAAUACUAAGGUCAUUUUAACCACCUAACACUAAUAAAAAAACAUAAGAUGAACUGGAGCUGCAAUAAGAAUAAAAAACAAUUAUUAUUCACCCUCAGUGCCGCUUUCACUGGAUUUGCAAAUUCUGGUCGAAGGGGCAUCCACCAAUGACUCUUACAUAUUUGCGACGGUUGUGUGGGACCUUAAAGGACAGAUGGACAACUUUUACAAAGUGCAGUCUGAUUUUUAUUUUCUUCCUCAAUCAGAGCACAGCAGGGGCUACGUAAUGAGACACAAACCUUACUCUCCUUAAGUUAGCCCUUUGCUAGUGUAAUACUAACCCCAGGGCUCUGUCUGAAGGUUCAUUCUGCAUACUACUCAUGACUUUUAACCACUGCUGGAGUUAUUCUGCAAGUGGCUGCAAAGUGAAGUCAUAUUUACAGAACGUAGCAGGAACACAGAAAAAAAAGGUGUUUCUUCUGUGGCGAGUCAGUAGUUUGCAUUAUGAGGUUGUAAGGACAGCUCCGUGGACACAUUCUGCCAUUUGAUGUGGAAUGGUUGCUGUUUUACUUUAUAACUUUUUUUUUUUCUUCUCUUUUUUUUUUGUGUUUCUGAUUCCAACUUGUAACUUAAAAUGACAUGAAUAAAAUAAACUUUAGGGCUGUGUCAGACCUGAA